Molecule: messenger RNA, 3135 nt
Organism: Bipolaris zeicola 26-R-13
Lineage: Eukaryota; Fungi; Ascomycota; Dothideomycetes; Pleosporales; Pleosporaceae
Exons: 3
Coding region: 1-3135 (1044 amino acids)
Molecular function (GO): protein binding
Source: RefSeq, a predicted model, not a curated record
AUGGCAUACCAGCAGCAAUACGGCAACUACCCGCAACAGCCACAGCAACGGCAACGCCAACAACAGGGCUACGACAAUCACCAUGACCAGCAAUAUGACCAACAGUACUAUGAUUAUGGCUAUGACCAGGGCGGCAAUCAACAAUGGGACAAUGGCCACUACGAUCAGGGCGGAUGGGGGAAUGCGCAACAACAUGGUGGCUAUCAAGAUAUGAAUGGAUAUUCGAGACAGGCUCCACCAAACCAAGGUCAUCGACCACCCCCACAAGACCAAUACUAUCAGGACGAGACAUACAAUGAUCCGUAUUACCAACAACCGCCCCCACAAAAUCAGGGUCGAGGACCACCUCCUCAGCAGCGACAAGAUCCUCGUAACCGACCAGUGGGGAGAGGAAAUGGGCCCUCACCAAAUCAACAGCCAGGACGGGGUGGGCUCAGACCGUCGGGCCUUGACCGGUCCAUGCUGAAUCCUCCAGCCCCAAAGAAACUACCUCAAGAUAACCCGUUUCCAACAUUUCCUCCAAAAAACCAGAAGCAGCAAGGCGCAAAUCCUACAAUCGAUCAGAGCAUGGCGCAAAUGAAUAUCAAUGAUAAUGGAGGGAACGCGGGACCCAGAGGUCCACCAGGGCGAGGACAGCCUAUGCCACAGAGAGCAGGACCUAAUCCUCGGCAGGACUCAGGGCACUUUGAGGACCAAGGUCAACGACAGCCUCGAAAUCAGAUGCCACCAGGCCAGCGACCGCCACAGAUGAAUGUCGAUACUAACAGAAGACCAAUGCCGCAACGUACAUCUGAUCCCAUGUCUCCCUCCAGACGAACUUUCGGUUCAAACACACAGCGUUCCAUGACCAUGCCCCAGAACGUGCAAAAUGGCUAUGGAGCGGGCGGGUACAACGGCCAACAAGAGUAUGCUGAGCCUGGAGCGAUGUCUGGCUAUAAUGGCCCUACAUCGCCAACCUACGUUCCACCCAGGCCAACUACUGCUGGCGGAACCAGACCAAAUGGUCCCUCGAUGCAGCAAGGACAAAGACCUCCAAUGCCGCAAAUGCCAUCGCAACAGUCACAGCAGCCACAACAAGCGCAACACGAUGACCCCUCGGGCCUAGAUAACUUUUAUGAUGAUUACUACGGUUCAGACGACCGCAAGAGCAUGGGAACUGCAAUCGAUAUGCCAGAUUUCGAUGCCAUACCGGAGACAAACAACAAGCAUCGCCGAGGUGAUUCGAUCGACGGCCAUUUGGCUCCUGCAAACGAAACAAAAGCUUAUGCUCCACCGGCCGCUCCUGCAAAUCCGCGGGCUGGACCCAAUGGUAACGUCCAGGGCCAGUUAUCGCGAAGCCGAUCGCAGCCACAACUUAACAACCAAUAUGCCAACGGUAUACACCAGAUGGCUGCGGAUGCCCCUCCUAUGCCGGGCGUGCCAAGGGCGAACACCGGAUUUGGAGGUCCGACUGGUCUACCAAACGGAGCCCGAGGUCGGGGGCCGCCACCUCGGGGGAUGACAACGGACGGCAUGCCACGAGGACCGCCCAACCAGGGCCCUAUGCAGGGACAAUCGCAAAACUUUGACCCCAGAUACGGACGCAAUCCACCGGGAGUUCAAAGACUAUAUUCAGACGAGUCGACCUAUUCAGAGCCACCACCGAACACAAGGAACUUCACAUCACCACCAGCAGCCGGUAAUGCCAUACCUCGACCAGGAACAGCGGCACCUGCACCAGGACGCCACCCCAGCGACCCGUUAGGCAGAAGGCCCGGUACUACUCAGCCGCCGUUGAACCCAGACGCAUUACCAGCACAUCCAGUGCCUGUACGGCCGGGUUUGAUGCAACAAGGACAACUACAGCAACAACAACCCCAGUCAUCGAUGCCUCAGCAAUCAAGACCGCCGCCUGUUCGUCAGUACAAUAGCGAGCCAGGACGCCCAAGUUACGAUAGUCAGCACUCCACCGCAAAGCGAAACAGCGCACAAAAUGCAGCCCCCCACCCAGUAACGCAUGAUGAACUGAACAGAUUGCGUAAUGUUUGGAAGAAGUCUGAAUCUUCAGACAUCGCUACAGGCCUGAAGUUAGCAAGGAAGCUUGUCGAAGCGUCUAGUGUGCUCGCUGACGAAGGAGGCACUGCUGAUAACCGGACAAAGAACAAGAAUCGCGAAAAGUUUAUGCAGGAAGGCUACAAGAUAGUGAAGAAGCUGGUCAGCAUCGGAUCUCCCGACGCCAUGUUCUAUCUUGCCGACUGCUAUGGUCAGGGAACCCUUGGUUUACAGGUGGAUACGAAAGAAGCAUUUACUCUGUACCAAUCCGCUGCAAAAGCUGGACAUGCUGCAAGUGCGUACCGAACAGCCGUUUGCUGUGAGAUGGGCCACGAAGAAGGCGGAGGUACAAAGAGGGAUCUGGUCAAAGCAGUGCAGUGGUACCAGCGUGCGGCAGCACUAGGUGACACGCCUGCAAUGUACAAGAUGGGCAUGAUCUUCCUCAAGGGACAUUUGGGCCAGCAAAAGAACUUUGGUGAGGCCAUCAACAUGCUCAAGCGUGCUGCCGAACAUGCAGACCGAGACAAUCCUCAUGCUCUCCACGAGCUAGCCCUCAUCUACGAAGCAUCAACCGGCACUGAACGCAUAGCCCGCGAUGAAGCAUACGCGCUGCGACUCUUCCACCAAGCCGCAGACCUCGGUUAUAAGUUUUCUCAAUUCCGCCUCGGACAAGCAUACGAAUACGGUAUGUUGGGAUGCCAAAUCGACGCUCGCACAAGUAUUGCUUGGUACACAAAGGCUGCGGCUCAGGAAGAACACCAGAGUGAACUCGCCCUAUCUGGCUGGUAUCUAACUGGUACACCCGGUAUCCUCGAACAAAGCGACACUGAAGCAUAUCUCUGGGCCCGCAAAGCAGCGUGUGCGGAACCGCCUCUGCCAAAGGCCUUGUUCGCCAUGGGCUACUUUACUGAAGUUGGAAUCGGUUGCUCAAGGAGUUUAGAGGAGGCGAAGAGGUGGUAUGGAAGGGCUGCUGCAUACAAAUUCCCCAAGGCCCAAGAACGACUUGAAGAGCUCAAAAAGGGUGGAAGCAAGGCCCAGAAGAAUAGGGAGAGGUUGAGUAGGACGAAUCAGAGGCAGCAGGAGGAGAAUUGUACGGUUAUGUAG